This is a messenger RNA of Boeremia exigua, 2740 nucleotides long. RefSeq names its product Alpha/Beta hydrolase protein. The record is from RefSeq and is a predicted model, not a curated record. The coding region runs from base 206 to 2287 and encodes 693 amino acids. NCBI's taxonomy places the organism in Eukaryota, Fungi, Ascomycota, Dothideomycetes, Pleosporales, Didymellaceae. The transcript has a single exon.
CUGAAUAUCCGGGGAACAAGCAUGAUCUAGAAGUCUUUUCUCCUAGAGCCCGCUAGCUUCGCAUUUCUUCGUUCAAUGUCGGUCGCCAUCCGUGGGCCCGGAACAAUGCAUACCUAUAAAACACGCUGCCACCUUUGCUCUCAGUUUAUCGGGCAGUACCUUCUACAAUCUGGUCAAGGAUCUGAGGUAACUCCUCCCUUCAUCCAUGAUGCCGGUUUUCGCCACCUUCUUUGCUGUAAUAGCGGGUAUUGUCAGUUUUUCAUCUGCCUCGCCUGUGGAGACAUCAAGUGUAGCAAGUCUUUCGAAUUCGAAGUCCUCUCUUACUCUGAUCUACCAAAACAACUUGAAUGGUUCAGACGACAAGAAUCACAUCGGCGCCAUCAUUCUUGAUGCGGUGACCCCUUCGAGCGCAGCCGCAGCUUGUGCGGCAUUGAACGAGAGGCUUCUGUCUAAAUCAUCCCUGGAACAGUAUCAGUCCGACUUCAUAGAUGCUCUCACUUACCAGGAUUUCGCCAAGUACUACGACGCCGGCAAGGGCUUUCAUAUCGACGAUGGUAUUGUCUCCGUCAACAGGCAGUUGAACUUUGCCUCGGCCUCUGGGUCUUCGAAGAACGCUCUGCCGGUUCUAUGUACGCAAUCUGCGAACAACGGAUCGUCGAGCGCGAAACUCGUCAAUGGCACAGAAGUUACUUUGGCAUCAGGUGGCAACAAUUUCAUUGGCUAUCGCAAUCAGAAGUCGUUCCGUUUCCUUGGUAUCCCCUACGCUGACGUUCCACGACGAUUCAAAUACUCUUCUCUAUAUUCCAAGAAAGAUCAGACUAUCCAAGCGACUUCAUAUGGAGCACAGUGUGCGCAAGGUGCCUCCGGCAGCGAAGACUGCCUUUUCUUGAACAUCCAGACGCCUUAUAUUCCCAAAACAGGCUCGAAGCAGAAGCUUCGUCCCGUUAUGUUUUGGAUUCACGGUGGUGGUUUUACGGGUGGUAGUGGCGCCGAUGCGACCUCAGAUGGUGGCAAUCUUGCCAGCAAGGAAGAUAUCGUUACUGUUUCGAUCAACUACCGCCUUUCAACCCUCGGUUUCCUGGCUAUCCCUGGGACCGACAUUAAAGGCAACUUUGGUAUUGCAGACCAGAUUACGGCGCUCGACUGGGUCGUUGCGAAUAUCGCAGCGUUUGGAGGCGAUCCUAAGAAGAUCACCAUUUCCGGCGAGUCAGCCGGGGCUGGAUCUGUUCGCACACUUCUUGGAUCACCCCAGGCAAUUGGCAAAUACCAGGGGGCUGUAUCCAUGUCCAAUCUUGGUGGCGGCGUCACUCUAGGCCUCAAGGGCGACUAUGGUACGACUUACUCGACAUACUACACCAUUGACCAAUCGUAUGCUGUUGCAGGGCCUCAGAUAUUCUCUGGUGUGGGUUGCAACAGCACCGAUGUCUCGAGUCAGAUUGCCUGCCUAGAAAAAGUACCUGCUGCCACCCUCGUGGGUCUUUCAACCGUGGCUCGCUAUGUUGUGCAGGACGGCAAGUAUGUCGAUACGUCAAACCUCAUCCUCUCGACCCGCAACGGAAGUACUGCCCAUGUUCCCGUAAUCUUCGGCAUCAUCCGCGAUGAUGGUGCAUCAUUCUCAACAUACCCAAAGACACCGAUUGCCAACCACACCCAGGGCCUUCAAGUCGCUCUCGGUAUCAACUCGACCUGGGCCGAGAAGGUUAUCGCUUCUGGGUUGUUUCCUAUCAUCAGUACAGGCAAUCUUACCCUCGACUCAUUCAAUGUGUCGCAACGUAUUGCAACCGACAAGACAUUUCGCUGUGUCGAUCAGGCCACCGUCUAUGCCGGUGCUCAGACCAAAGCUUUUCAGAAAGCGUACUAUUAUCAGUUUGAGCGUACGAUCAAUGGCUACGAUCCUAACAAUCUUGGUGGGCCGAAGGACAACAACCCGAAGAAUCCAUACUUUCGGUUCCAUGGUGCUGACAUGCCGUGGGUCUUUGGUACACUGAACACCAUUCGUGAGCCCGAGGAUCUAUGGUCAGUGCAACUGGUAUCAAGUUAUUUCGGAUCCUUUGUAAGAAGCGGUGACCCAAAUCCUGACCUGAAGUACCUGAAGGCCCGCGGUUACAACAAGGUCAUCGAGGGUGUGAAGAAUCAUGGCCAAUGGAACCAGGUCGCUGGGGGCAAAAAGAGUGGUGAUGAGGUUAGAUUGCUGGAUUGGCCAAGUAUAAAUACCGGAUACGUGGAUGUGGAGCAAUGCAACUGGCUGGGCUAUCCAUUGGACUACUAUUUGAAAGGAGGUAUCUAAAUAAUAAGCUCUGGAUAUCAAUUUAAUGCUGCCCUGUCUUAUGUAUCACAGAGCUACUUUACAGCUGUCAUUGGAUCCAUCGAACAAGAUCUUGGUUGCUCUUAUCGAGCAUAUUCGUCUCGAUGUCUACGUUGACCCUCAAGACACAGAUAUCCUUUAUCUCGUGUUUGUCACCCCGAAGAACAGGAAUCGAUCAAGCUAUUGCAUCGCCUAUCAUCUCGAUCCACACCUUCUCGAACGGGUUCCAAAUGCUGUAGAACUGAUAGCAGUUCAAAUACCUAGGUCGCUGGUGACUGGGCAUGUACCUCAUAUCACAUCGUUCAUGCACGACACGGAGCAUAGCUACAAUCAAACUUCAAUAAGCUAUUGGCGAGCAAUUUGGGGGACAAGGGUCCCCUCACCGUGAACCCUCGACCACAUGAACGCUGCUUGUACCGAUAAGCUAAAAGCGUU